AUGUUUGCUAAACCCAAGGUAGCGCAAUUUCCGAUUUCUGUCAGUCCUGGGGUUUACGGCGGUGUUGAUGUGUACCUGGGAAGCGGUCCUUUUGUUUGUUUCUCCCCUGUCUGCUCCGAAGAUACGUGGGAUGGGCAGAAUACUGAUCGAAAUAGUGGCGCAUCCUAUGGCUUGAUAAAUGGCGGCAAGGGAGGCAUGAUAUACACCUAUUUAGGAGGUCUCGCCGGGUUCAGUUUUGUCAUUCUGUCGAUGGCUGAAAUGGCAUCCAUGUAUUUAUUUGCCUGA
Molecule: messenger RNA, 285 nt
Organism: Aspergillus pseudoviridinutans
Lineage: Eukaryota; Fungi; Ascomycota; Eurotiomycetes; Eurotiales; Aspergillaceae
Exons: 1
Coding region: 1-285 (94 amino acids)
Source: RefSeq, a predicted model, not a curated record